ACCUGCUCCAAAACAACAUUUUGCCUGCUACAAGGCCUGCUCCAAAAGGUCAAAUGGCACUUCCAUCGCUGGGUAAGGUUUGUUAUGCUCCAUACUAUGUGCGUUUACGUCCGUCAGUCGUCCAAGAGAUUGACGUUGCGUCGCACGUCAGGGUAGCAACUUUUCGUGCGUACAAAACGCCUGCUACUGAUUUCUCGUCGUUCUCAACUGCGGAUGUUCGGUAACUGGGACUUAGAACUUGGCAGGACCGCCUCGAAACCGUUGUUUAAAUCCUUUCCCUGCGUCAACUCACUCUUCGUUUUCGACGUGUUUCGACCCAUUCACCACUCUGACUUCACCUAUAUAUUAUAUAUGACGAAAUAGAGGUCCUUCGGUAGAACAACGGAAGCUUCAUUUUCGACGUUUCAAUCGGAGUCCGGUCUUCGUCAGGAAUGGGUAACGAAAAAAGAUUUGGUCAUACUUAUACAAAAUUACGGUGCAUGUCCACUUUUCAGGGCGUAUGGAGCGACGGUAAGAAGUCGUUACAAAGACGUCCGAGUGCGCUAGGUAAACUGGGCUUUCGGGAAAAUGAACCGACCCACAACAACUAUUCGUAAGCUGCCUUGUCAUUGGUCAAUUAGAUAUCGUCUUCAUUUUAGUUUUACUGAAAGCAAUUACUUCUUCUCUUUUUAAUGCCCGCACGUCCGGAAUUUUCCGCCGCUGUUGACCAUCUUUGGCGUCUGGCAGAAAUAUCAUUUUCGUCUCAAGUGCUAAUGCUGAAACCUAGUUGGACUAGUGUCCUGCGCCGCUGAGCUGUUUUGAUACGGUGCAAUAAGUAUUAACUAGUCAUGCUUUGCUUAUUCCAGAGGUAUCACAAGGAAGCACUAAAGAGUGUCGACAAGAGCAAGAUGAAUGUCGCCGGGGUAAAACGGAAGCAAGGAAAGAGAUGCAUUAGACAAAAUGGUUCAGGAACUGGUUGUAAAUGCCAACCUGCCGUUCUCCCUCGUGAAACAGAGGAGUUUCAGGCAUCUGAUGCAGUGCGGCUUCCCUUCCCGUCACGUGAUGUGUCGACCCAAGUUGAUGAGCGAAAUCAGUAAGGAUGCGGCUGAGACGAUGGAAGUGAUAAGAAAAAAGCUUGGCGAUCUUCAGUAUGUUUCUUCUACUGCGGACUGUUGGUCACUUCAUAAGAGGUUAGAAGGCGUAUGCACAGAGUACGAUAUCCUCGACAAACCAACCUUUACCACAACGGACAGCGGCUCUAAUUUCAUAAAAGCUUUCAGCCAUUUUGGGCGGCAGUAUGAAGACUACACAGACACAUCAUCGGCGAGUGAGAUAGAGGACGACAUCUGUACAGCUGUUCCAAUCUAUUACGUCCUCGAAGCUCGUGACCAAUCUGAUGGGGUCUACUCACUUCCUCACCACCAGCGCUGUGUGUGCCAUAUGCCGAAUCUGAUCGCAACGAAGGACGUGGAGAACGCUGAAGAAUCGUCGCCGAAGCUGAAGAAGCAAAUAAGGCAGACUUUUAGCAAGUGUUCGGCAUUAUGGAAGAAGCAAGCGAGGUCUACUGUGGUUCCUGACGCCAUCUCUUCAAGCUGUGAAGGAUAUUUGCCCACGCCUGUCCUCACGCGGUGGAACUCUACAUGCGAUUGCCUCAAAUCGCUUCACGGAAUGCUUGUUCACAUUGAGGAAAAGUUCAAGGAAGUUUGUGAGAAUUUCAAAAUUCCGCGAUUCACGAAGUCAGACAUUCACUUUAUUGAGGAGCAUGUUCAGGUGCUUACACCUCUCGCACAAGCUAUAACUCUUCUCCAGCGCGAAAACAGCAUGUUCAUGGCAUAUCUCCGGCCUACAGUGGCUUCACUUCGCAAAACAAUGUCCGCGUUGCUGACGGAGAACUUGAGGUACUGCAGCCCGGUGGUCGAGAGCUUAAUCGUGGCGAUCAAUAAGAGGUUUGCAGGUAUGGAGGAAGAAAAACAUUUGAUAAUAUCUGCCAUAUGCCAUCCAAAAUUUAAGGCUGCAUGGAUAGACAACGAAGUGGAACGGAAGCGGGCCUGGGAUUAUCUAAAGAACAAACUUAUGCGAACAUCAACUAUAGAAAAAGUGUCGUCAGGCGAACAAACUGAUGAGGAUGAAGAAGACUGUGAGCACUUCUUUACCUUCGAAACAUCGUCCUCAUCUGCUUCAUGGGAGCAGGAGUUUGUACAGUACACCGAACUUGCUGCGACAAGAAGUCUGGACUGUCUCAAGCACUUGCCGCUGCUGAAAAGCGUGUUCUUAAAAUUCAACACAGGGCUUCCAAGCAGUGCGGCAGCGGAGCGCGUUUAUAGCAUAAGAGGAACAAUUGCUAUCAAACUGCGAUCGAAAAUGUCGGAUGAACAUUUCGGAGAAGUCCUGAUUCUAAGGUCAAAUCGAGCACUCAAGUGAAAAAGACAAAGUCUUCGAAUGCUCUGGUGAGAGCGUUUUGCCUUGUUUCUCCCAUUGACACCAA
This is a messenger RNA of Ixodes scapularis (black-legged tick), 2464 nucleotides long. RefSeq lists its product as uncharacterized. The coding region runs from base 940 to 2400 and encodes 486 amino acids. The record is from RefSeq and is a predicted model, not a curated record. Lineage: Eukaryota; Metazoa; Arthropoda; Arachnida; Ixodida; Ixodidae. The transcript has 5 exons.